UUCUUCCCAUUCUUUUCUUGUUUGCAGAUGCCUAAUUCGCACAAACCUCAUUUCUUGAAGCCUCUGCUUCCCGAUUUCCACAGUGGCGUGACAAUACCACUUGGCUUCUUCUCACAGCACAUAGAAGGGAAGACAAACCGGAAAACAUGGAAACUAAGAUCGGACGCUACAGAUCAAACUUGGGAAGUGAUACAAGAAGGCAGGAGACUCACCGGAGGUUGGAAAGAUUUCACCACAGCACAUGACCUUCAAAUCGGUGACAUUGUCAUCUUCAAACACGAAGGAGAUAUGGUGUUUCAUGUCACACCAUUUGGUCCUAGCUGUUGUGAGAUUCAGUAUACACAUCCUCACAUCAUCAAGGAAGAAGCCGAUGCGGAUGAUGCUCCUUCUUUCUCAUUUGACUAUUGUUUUCAGGCUGAGGUCACUGCUUCGAAUCUAAAAGAAGACAAACUUUAUCUUCCUGAGGGAGCUACGACUUGUACUGCUUUGAACAAACAAUGCCAAGAGAUAAUACUUGUCAACAAAGAGGGAAAUUCAUGGACUGUGAGUUUGCGAUUUAGCGAAGCAGACGGCAUGUAUUACAUCAGAAGAGGCUGGAGAAAGUUCUGUCGUGCUAACAGAUGCGCCAUAGGAGACUUAUUUGUGUUCAAUGUGGUUGGAGAUGGGAAAACUACUCCACUAAUGUGUGUAUGUCCGGAAAGGGAAGAGUGAUUUUGAACCUAAACUUAUGUAUGUCGAACCAGAAAUUUAUG
Molecule: messenger RNA, 752 nt
Organism: Brassica napus (rape)
Lineage: Eukaryota; Viridiplantae; Streptophyta; Magnoliopsida; Brassicales; Brassicaceae
Product: B3 domain-containing protein REM10-like
Exons: 3
Coding region: 28-711 (227 amino acids)
Molecular function (GO): DNA binding
Source: RefSeq, a predicted model, not a curated record